AUGGCGGUGCCGCGCGAAGGGUGGAAGGCGACGGACUUUGUAGUGGACGACAUGGUGUACUCCAGCAUUGACGUGCUCAUAAUGGACGCCCUACGACACCUACAAUGCUUGGAGAAGAAUAGCACGCUUAGGCUGUACACCGCGUUCAUCUACCACUACAAGAAGUGGGCGGCGAAGAUGCUGAAGCAGCUACGCGACAAGCUACCCCAUGAGCAACGACUUAGGCACGUCGACGAGAUCGGCCACUACAUCCGCGACAACAAGAAAGAGGAUUGGUGCAACGAGAAAGUGGUCCGCCGACAGUACAUCUGGCUGCACGGCCCUAGGGUCACCGAAACCCGGCUGCGCGCCUACGUGAAGCAAAUGAGCCGUGAGUGUAACCUCAUUGUUGACCAGCCCGGGGAGGAGAACAAUGCCACGCGAACGGGGCCUGUGAGGUCGACAACUGUGCACACAAUCCUCGGCCGGAUAAAGGCAUGCCAGAUGGCGGCGAGGGUGGAGGCGACGCUGUACCGAGAGAAGGAGCUGGGCCUCAUGAGGGAGAUCUCGGUGGUGAGAUCGGAGGUGCGGUUCAACGUCCGCCACAAGAACGAGAGGGACCUCAAGAACUGCGCCGACCGUCGACGCGGCACCAUCGGCGAUACCUACACCGCCGAGCAGUUCCGCCAGAUCAUGAUGAGGGUGCUGCCGACAUGGGCGGCGGCGGCGUGGAACCCGCGGGCUACCACUCCGUCGCAGACGCUGUGGCGAUUCCUGCUCAUCAAGGUGCUCACGCUACUCUCCCACCACACUCUCCUGCGCGGCGGCAGCAUCCGCGAGAUCACGCUCCCCGACAUCUUCUUGUACCACCUGGCGAGCACCUCGGAGGUGAACCCGGAUAGCCAGCCGGUCGUCAUGGUGAUCGCCGCGCGUAACUCGAAGACUUCCAAGGAUGCCCGUCUUCAGCAGAGCUACGCUGCGCGACACCUGGAAGCGGAGCUGUGCGCCGUCGGCGAGACCGGCCUGUGGCUGCACUUCAUCCUCGACCAGAUCGGUCAGUUCUCCGGCACCGACUUUCUUUCGCCGCUUGACAUCACAGAACGCGAACGCUGGUACAAGAAGCAUCUCUUCUUCGCCAGAAACGACAAGGAGCAGGAGGAGCUCUCCUCCGCCACCCACCAACGUUGGACUCGGCAGGUGUGGACGACCAACAAGGUGUUCUGCAAAAGGAACGUGCACGCCGCCCGCGCCGGAGGUGCGCAGGAGUUAGCCAUCGGAGGGACGCCGCGCGCCCAGAUCGCCGAGCUGGGACACUGGGCUCUCGACAAGAUGACGCGUGCGUACAUCACGGCCAUUCCCGUUGGGGUGGUGAUGCAGAAGGCCGGCUACUCGGAACUCAAGCAAGACUACUUCUUGGGGCGCAGCAGGGUCGAGCCCUCUGACAAACUCCUGGACCUGCUCGCCGAGCACAUCUUCCCCGGCGUGGAUGCUAUGCUGCACGAUGCGGAGACGCGUGCCGUCAACGGGAGCGACGCCGCUGCAGCCGCAGUGCACUUCUUGCGCACCCUCGUGAUGUUCCGACGAAUCGUCGCCGAGGACCUCGCGGUGAAGCUCGUCCGCACACCGUGGCACCUGUACGUCCAAGGUUCCAAGCUCUGCAGGAUUGCCCUCUUCCAGCACUGGGCGAAAAGGGUCGAGUCGGUCGACACCGAUACGAUCAAAAAGCGCCGGGACCCGACUCAGAUACAACCGGAGGAAAUAUCCGUGCGCAUGGACACCCAGUAUCACAACAUGUCCCUCAAGGAGGCGCUGAAGAAGGAGGUCGAGCGCUCGGCGCUCGAGAAGCUAGGCUUUCAGGAGACGAUCGAGAAGCAAAACGACACCAUCGCGUCGCUCACCGCUGAGCUUGCUCGACUCACUAAGGCACUCCGUGUGUCAGAAGCCCGGAGGAUGCCGGCGGCGCCGACGUCGGCUACCGAUCAAACUCCGGGCGAAGGUGGCUCCGCGGAUUCGGCCAACACGGGGACCGGAGCCAAGAGAGAUGAUGGGAAACCCCCGCCACCCCCCCAGACGGCAGAGGAGGCCAGUUACGAGCUCAACGUCGUGCAACCUUGGCGGGAUUCAAAGACCCUACGCGCGAGCGACGGCGAUGCCGACACCGAAGCCGUGGUCGAUGCACUGAACACGAUCGCGGCACCGGGCAUUGGUACCUUCUGCGAUGCCCUCACGGUGCUCAACCCGGUGACGGCACCGACGAUGUCCAAGGAGCCUGGCAUGGGCGUCAAGGGGCUUGGCCCCAAGGUGGUCUCGAAGCUACGCCUCGCCUGUGCGCUGGUGGCGCUCGAGCUGAAGCCGACGACGUGGGUCGACCGCCUGUUUCCAGACACCUGGGAGGAGCAGAUGCCGAAGACCGUGGCCGACUUGGCCAAGCAGACCGCACCUGCGCAGCGUCCUCCGUCAAAGCGCAAGAAGUCGGCAUGA
Messenger RNA from Closterium sp. NIES-65, 2460 nucleotides. The record is from the annotation of a GenBank genome assembly. NCBI's taxonomy places the organism in Eukaryota, Viridiplantae, Streptophyta, Zygnematophyceae, Desmidiales, Closteriaceae.